ACGAUGCUCCGGAGAAAUCAACGUAGGAAUUUCCAACGAACCAACUACAGCGGCCGUGACCUACAUACUACUUUGUUUGAUUACCGAUGUCAUGGAUCUUAUGACUGUCAAAGUAGAUUCGAGCCCGCUACACAUUGUUGGGUUCUGCAAUGAACCCAACCUUUAUCAGUAGCAAACAAUGUCAGAUAGGUGUAUUCUUUAUCAUUAAAUAUGGGUAAUACAGUAACCACCUUUACACAAGAUCAACUCGAGGCCUACCAGGACUGUACCUUUUUCACACGGAAGGAUAUACUGAGGAUUUUCCGGAGGUAUCAAGAACUGGCCCCAGAUAUAAUCCCUUUUGACAUGACCAGUAAUGAAAGUAGUCAACUGAAAAUCCCUGUGGACAUUAUUGAAAAUAUGCCAGAACUGAAGGAAAACCCGUUCCGUCGGCAGAUUUGUGAAGUGUUUUCCGACGACAGCACUGGAGACAUGAGCUUUGAUGACUUCCUCGACAUGUUCUCCAUAUUCAGUGAGGCUGCUCCACGUGACAUCAAAACUGUUUAUGCUUUCAGAAUUUAUGAUUUUGACCAUGACAACAGUCUUGGUAAAGAGGACUUGGAGAAAACACUGAGUGCGCUGACAGCAGGAGAGCUCAACGAAGACGAAGUCACAUUUGUGGUUGACAAAGUUUUGGAAGAGGUAGAUUUGGAUGAUGAUGGAUGUUUGUCGUAUAUAGAGUUUGAGCAUGUCAUUUCACGGGCUCCAGAUUUCCUCAACACAUUCCAUAUACGAAUAUGAUCCGUUCCUGGAGAAAAUGACUGCUGUUAUUAACCCACUCAGAGAUGUCUGUUUGAGAUUUACACUACCUGUUGGGGAAUAUGACAAUUUAUUGGGUUUCUGGACUUUUAUCAGUCUUGUUGCCAAAAAAUAUCUUCAUAUAUAAAUAUAAACUAUAUUUUACAGAAGUUCCCCCAAAAUCUCCAAUGAUUGAAACAAGGGGAGUAGGCCACAAAGAAAAAUGAGCUUAAUAUAAUGUUGCAGGGAUCAAACUUAAGAAUUUGUUGUAAAUGGCAAUUACAGUUUGUUUUAUAUGUAUGAAACUACCCACCAACAGCAAUUGUUUUUAAAGUGACUUUUUGCAGCAAAUAAACAUGACUGAAAGGUUAUUUUGCAGUAUUUAGACAUAUUUCAAAUGUACAAAUGUUAAGUACUGGCAGAUAAUGUUCUCGAGGUGUAUACAUUUUUGCCGUUGUUGAGCUUGACAGUAAUUUUUAUUGAACAGAACAAAAGUGCUCCCAACCUACGGCAGUUUAUAUCAGUGACGGAAAUUGCAAUUGGUGCCAUCGUUAAGUUUGAGCUGUGAUGUUGUGGUAAUGAUAUUUCCAGUGUAAAAAUAAGGACACACCUGUCACACGGCUGUAGGAGAUGUGAAAAAUGUGGGCUUGCUGUGUUAUUUUACAAAACUUGUCAUACAGGGUAUCUAUUUUAUAUAGCAUUAUUUAUCAAACAGAUUUAUAUAUUUAUUGUUGAGAUGUAUUCUAUUGCACAAUAUUUUGUCCACAAUGGCCUUGCACUUUUGGGGGUUUUAUAGGUUUUUUGAGGGGAGGGAAGGGGUUUGUUUGUUUUGUUUUUAUAGCAGAUGGAAUAAAACAGUUUUUUUGGUUGUGGGGUUAGGGUAGGGCAAAAGCAUUCAAGAAUGAUGCCCGAGGGCUUUUACUGGAUGAUCUUUCUAUAAUUUUAAAAUAGUGACACUGUUGUGAAAUUUGUGUUAUUUGAAAUCUAUGCAUUUGUCGGUCUAAUUUUUCAAACUGGUUAACAGCUCUUUACUUUAUUAAUGAAAAAUGUAUGUAUUAUGAUUGUUCUAAAUGUAUGUACAUAUUUAUUUUGAAUGGUCUGGUUUGUUAAAGUUGCUGUCUAAACUAUAUUUUUUAUUAUUCAGCUCUCAAAAUCAGAACAUCUUGGAUAGCAAUUUAAAAAAAAAAAUGAUGAAAUAAAUACCUGAUAGAUAAAAAUGCUGUUGCAGAUAAAUUUUGCAUCAGUUUUUUGUGGCUGUCCUGCUUUAGAAUAGACCACCAACAAUAUUUUCUUAGAUCUCACUACAUAGUUCACUUCGGGUGAGAGUUCACUGAUCACGGUCCACUAUCCUAAUUGUGACAUAUGUUGUGUGGUUCACAUAAUUCACUUCUAGUAAUUGGGGAAGAAUUAACACAAUAUUUUUAAAUGGUAAGCCUUCUGGAUGGAUUUUGCCUAUGUUAUUUUGUAAUAUUGUUAAUCGACAUUUUGAGACAUGGGUGUAUAGCAGAAGAAGCGCUCGGUGUGACUCGGUUCGAGAACAGGUGUUUCAGACUGGUACUACAGCGAGAUGUGGUCUUAUAGCAAAAAACUAAGACUGCAAUAAAUAAAUGCUUAUAUAAUGUAUGUUCACAGUGGUGUAUGUUGUUAGUGCCAACAAGAAACUGUUCUAUUGGCAGUCUUCAUUUAAAGUUGGGCAAUUUAACAUGGAUUUCAUCUGUGUAGUGAGACCUAACUAUUGAAUGUAGUUCUUUGAAAUCAUUGGUCUAUACUCACUGAAUAAGUCACACACAAAUGUAUUAUAAAUUUGAGAAGUGGGCUGCUGUUCAUUGGUUUGUCUUACAAACUCCACCUGCUAAAUUAGCCAGUUGUGAACUUUAAAAACUAUUGUUGAAUUUUAUUUUAAUUUGGUGAAAUAAUUUCAUGUAAUAAUAGAUAUUUAAAAAUUUUGUUUUAGUUUUUUUUUUUACCAAUUUUUAAAAUUUAAUAGACACUUUAGAAUUUGUGAGCUAGCCCUAUAAAGUAUUAAAAUAACAUCACAUAAAUUUUAUUGUCAUAGAGACAGGAUACACAUAAGGUACAUGGGUCUUAAUGCAAAUUUUUGACUUUAAAGUAAUUAUAUUAAAGAGAAAAUUAAAAACUAACAGUUAUGACUGUCAAAUAGUUAUUUUCUUACUUCAAGAACUAAAUAUAAAUACCAGUAUUUGGCCAGAGCUAUUGCAAUUUAAUUUUCACUAGUCAUUAAAAUUAAAAUUUAUCACAUGAUGCAGUUUGCUGACAAUAACUGGUGAUAGUGAUAAUAUGACUAUUACAGCUGUAGCUGGGUUAAAAUUUGGCAUUAGCAUUAAAAAAAAAAAAAAAGUGUUUCAGGGAACCUAACAAUACUUAGAAAAAAGGGCGGAUCCUAUUUUUCUUUAUAUUCACUGUACAUUUAUUAUUAUUUUAUUAUUAGUAUUAUUUAUUAUAAAUUUUGUUAUUAAUAUGUAGGUGAAGAGAAUUUUUUGGGGGGUACAAAUAAAUCCCAAUUGACAUUACCUAAUUUUUUUAGCAUGUUUACAGAAAUGUGCAAUUUGUUGUUAGUCCUUAGCUAAUGAUGUUAUGUAUUGAGGCAAGCUUGUAACAAAACGAUUUACACAAUCUGGCUAGCUGCUGUUAUUUCCUUAAUACAAAGUCAUUUAAAAUUCAUUUAUGAUGGGGUAGAAACUUGAUUCAUGUAUACAAAUACUGUAUGUCAACUGUGACUAUUACAACAUAGUGCCAUGUGUUAGUUUAUUGUUUUGUAAUCAUUGUAACAAUUUACUAUUAAUUACUAUGUAUUCUACAAGUUUCUAUAUCAACCUGACUGAUCAUUAGAAAAUAGAAAUCAUGUGCAAUAUCUUAUUUAAUCAUUUUACUAUUUUAUUGUUUCUCAUUUUUUGUUAUUUGUUUUAUGUGUGUAUUCUAAGAACCAACAAAAAUCUUAUAUGUGCAAUAAUGUAUUACAUUUUUAUAAAUAAAACAAUUUUAUUAUU
Messenger RNA from Gigantopelta aegis, 3785 nucleotides. RefSeq names its product calcium and integrin-binding family member 3-like. The record is from RefSeq and is a predicted model, not a curated record. The transcript is spliced from 7 exons. The coding region runs from base 211 to 780 and encodes 189 amino acids. Lineage: Eukaryota; Metazoa; Mollusca; Gastropoda; Neomphalida; Peltospiridae. Gene Ontology annotation, molecular function: calcium ion binding.